AUGACGAACCUGCUCGAUCUCCCUGCCGAGAUCCUCAACCAGAUUUGCGAGCAGCUCUGCUACCACUGCCGAAACCCGAGGCACUUCGUGAAUGCCGAUGAAGAGGAAUCCAUCGAAGACAAGCGCGCCUUGGCAAAGUUGUGCCGCACCAGCCGCGCCUUGCUCAACCUAGGGCAGGCAGUGCUCUAUCACUACUACGCGACUGGAAAUCUGGCUCCGGUUGUGGACAACGGAAUCGAAAGACACAGCAUUCCGUGGCGAAUGCCAGGUGAUGACAAACUUGCAUUGUUCCUGCGCACCAUUAUCGAGCGCCCUGACCUGAACCAAAUGGUUCGAUCUCUUCAACUGGUUCACAAUGACCAAAGCAUGCCCGUUAUCCGCGAACUCUACACCCUCCUCAAAAGCCAUCUGUGGCAGGAGGGAAGUUUGGAUGCAGGGUGCUCAAACAACGGCGACGACGACGACGACAACGACGGCGACGGCUAG
Molecule: messenger RNA, 486 nt
Organism: Colletotrichum chrysophilum
Lineage: Eukaryota; Fungi; Ascomycota; Sordariomycetes; Glomerellales; Glomerellaceae
Exons: 2
Coding region: 1-486 (161 amino acids)
Source: RefSeq, a predicted model, not a curated record